AUUGAGUCGCUCCUAGGUGGGUCUUCUACUUUGUAAUCUGAGGAUGCAGGGCUCCUCGAGUGGAGAAAAGUGCCCCUUUCUUACCUUUCACCUCAUCACUAGUGCCUUCCUCUCCUGCUCCUGACCACCUGCCUCAGGUGGAGUUUCCCAUACUCGCUCCUGCCUAAUAUUCAGGAGACAAAGAACAGGCAGUUCAUCAGAUAAGGCAAUCAGGCCCACAAUUACCUCAAGUCGCUGCAGCCAGCCGACGGCUCCCCAACUCGAGUAUAUAUUCUACACCUCUGUUCCCCGAACUUCCUCCUUCUUUCUUUCCUCGGGCAUCCCUCUCACAAGCAGUCAGCUCUCGAGAGACAGAUAGCCCGGUCAACAGCUUUUAUCGCUUACUUCUCGUUCCACCAUCUCCUCACACAUCUCCUCCUCUUACACCUUGUUCACCUUCGACACUCAAUUCUUCGGCAUUCCAGUCACUCCGGUCGACCUUUUAUCCAUCAACCAUCAUCUAAUUCCAUCAAAGAGUCGACAGUCGAUAGUAAAUAGUCAACAUGGUCGGCAACAAGAUUCGCUGCGAGAACGGCGGCGAGUGGAAGGCCAGAGAGAAGUUUUCCCACAGUGCCCUUCGCAAGUACCAGAAGAAGUUGGGCAACGGCAUUGCCACCCCUGCCCAGUCGACUAUCUCGUGUCUCGAGCACAGCUCUGGCAACAAGGCGCCCGAGAUGAAGUGUGAGGGACCCUGUGAUCGCUGGCGUGAGCUGGACUUUUUCAGCAAGUCCACCCGCCGCAACAAGGUCUACUGGUGCAAGGACUGCGUUGAUUGGGCUGAGAAGACCGAGGUUGGCGAAGCGCUUCCUCCCCCCGGCGAGAGAAUCUGUGAGGAAGAGUUUGAGACUCUCAAGAUGAGGGUUGCCGACUUCGUGCUGAAUGAGGAUUACGAGAACGGCAUUCCAGAGGGGAAUGACUCGGGCCCGGCUACUACGGUCAGCAUCAAUGAUUUCGACGAUGACUACGAGGAAGAGUUCACUCUUCUGCCUCCCGGUGCUGAGGCUACCACCGUGACCGACUCCAUUGCCAGUCCAGAGGAUACUGAUGUGUCAGUCGAGACACCUGGCGCCGCUGCUACUUCGACUGAGCCUAUGGCACCAGCUCCUCGCGCCCCCCACUGGUUUUUGGGAUUUAUGAACAACGACUCUCCGAGCACCUCCUCCACCACACCUACCACUCUUGACACUCUCGAUACCCUUGACCUUCUUGACAGUCUUGACACACCCGAUGAGUCGAUCUCCGAGAUUUCCAUCACUGCUGGCUCCCAGGCUCACACUCGGACGACCACCACGGCUGCCGACACAAAUGCCUCAGCCACUCCUGGCCAGACCGGUGCAGUCUCGUUCAACACCUGGAGCCCAGAGGACAAUUUCGAGCGCAUGAUCAAGGAGCCCACCAUCGCGACUGAGGAGAGCGGCUGGAAGACGGUGACCCGCACGGCCAAGGGGCCUCGCAUGGUUACCGUUCGUCCUCGCGGCAAGAAGGAGAAGGACGAGGUGAAGGUCGGCAAGAACGGAUGGGUCAAAGUUAGCAAUCGCCGUACCACGCCACAGCUGCCUAACUAUAUCCUGGCGAACUGUGUUCGCGGCGAGGAAGAUUUCGUGGGUGACAUUAUCCCCGAUGAGCUUUAAGGGCUUAUUUUCACGGAGGAGCUGAUUUUGGCAAAGGUUUUGGGUUUUUUUAUGGUUCUACGGCUUUUUAUGGUUUUACGGUUUUGCGGUUUGCAUUUCUUUUCUUUUCUUGACAUUACGCACAAAUACACGAUGAUGGGCGGACGACAGCACGAAACUAUGCAGCGGACGAUAAUACGACAUUAUGAGCGGGGAAAAUUACAUAGCAAUUCGGUAGUUGAUGGGUUUGCGGAGUAGUGCGAUGACUUUUAUUAUAUUCUAUG
Messenger RNA from Podospora pseudocomata, 1933 nucleotides. RefSeq lists its product as uncharacterized. The record is from RefSeq and is a predicted model, not a curated record. The transcript has 3 exons. The coding region runs from base 543 to 1670 and encodes 375 amino acids. NCBI's taxonomy places the organism in Eukaryota, Fungi, Ascomycota, Sordariomycetes, Sordariales, Podosporaceae.